AUGGAAAGUUGGAAAGCCGCGGAAGAUAAAAUACAAGAAAUAUUUAAUGACAUAAAUAUACGUGCAAAGAUUAGAUUUCAACUUCUAAAAAUGGGGGAAGCGGAUCGUUUGAAUUAUUUUGUAGGGGGCAACGAGGAAAUAAAAGUUACGCUUGAAGAAUUUUUAAAAAAAGUUCCUGAUAUAGUUUCGUUGCAAAGAGGAAUUGUGGAACUUAAUCAAAAAAUGGAUAGUGGUUUUAGGAAGAUACACAAAGUUAUGGAGGCAUCGUUUUAUUCAUCAGGUACUUUCAAUGAAACUGAUACGGGUAAAUUGGUGCUAGCCGCACCCCCUAUUAGCUUUCCAUUCGACUUAACUACCAGUACCAAAGCAAGAUCACCUGGAAAGUUUAAUCGUCCACCUAAUAAGGAUAAAUAUGCAAAUCCCAGUGAGGCAAAAAUACAAGAUUAUUUUAUGUCCGAAUGCAAGGCUCUAGAAAAUUAUGAUUUUAUAAACAACAAACUUACUGUUAUAGAUACACAUCUUGCUCCAACGUUAGGUACUCGAAAACCGGAUUUUUUAUUCAUUCCAAACGAUUCACAUUUAGAUAUGUUAAAUGCUGUUGUUGUUGGUGAGGUAAAGAAGCGAUUUGGAGAAAAUUUUAGCGAUGCACAAAUAGGACAAGCAAUAUCAUUCGGUGAAAAAACACUCCAACUUCAACCACAACGAAAUUAUGUAUAUGUAGUGUUGACGGAUUGUCUUAUAAUUAAUAUCUACAAAGUAACUAGGGUGGAUAUGAAUAACAACUAUCAAAAUCCAAUCACCCAAUUUAAGUACGACCACGUGGCACCCCAGCCUUUAGAAAAAAAUCCUGUUUCUGAUAAAGGAUGGAAAUACCUGGUAACAAUUUUGGAAAGAUCUCCGGAAGAAUUGGGAUGGAUUGAACCAACCUUGAAAUUUGACAAUGAAAUUAUAAAUCUGGUUCGGUCUGUUGGUAUAGGCAGAACCAGUGUUGUCUAUGAAGGAAAACUCAAUAAUAAUGUACGUGUGGCUGUGAAAAUGGCAAAAAAGGUGGACUAUUUACCUUGUUUUGAGAGGGAACAAAAUGUAUUGGAAGAACUAUCCACUAUAGAGUCGCCACAUAUCCCAAAGAUCCUAUUUUCCAAUGAUAAUACACUUAUUAUGACUCCAUUUGGUGAGAAAAUCCGUAAUUUUCAAAAACAGGAUAUCAGAGAUAUAAUUAUCACCUUACAAAAUGUUCAUUCACAUGGGAUUAUACAUAGAGAUCUUAGAAAAUUUAAUUUUCUUCGCAAUUUAGAUGAUUUAAGCAUCUUUAUUGCCGACUGGGGUUAUAGUGCAGAAAUUCUCGUAAACAUCACAUUUGCAGGUGCAUUAGAAUGUAUGCCAGAUGCAAUCCUGGAAUCAUUAAUCAAUGGGGAAGAAAUUAUUUAUAGUCCACAAGUUGAUUUGAUAUGUUUUGUACGUUCAUUUUAUUUAAUGCUUCAUAGACCAUCAUUAGAAAGAAUUCCCUUUGAUAGAGAUGAUAAUAUUAAGAAUCGAGCACAAAUGUUAUUGAAUUUCUGGAAAGAUUGCGCAAAGUCAGAGGUAUGGAACAGAAUCUAUCUUGCAAUAGAUGGACUGAAUUAUGAAAAAUUAAUUCAAGAGAUUGAAAUGUUGUUUUAA
This is a messenger RNA of Funneliformis mosseae, 1659 nucleotides long. Lineage: Eukaryota; Fungi; Glomeromycota; Glomeromycetes; Glomerales; Glomeraceae. The record is from the annotation of a GenBank genome assembly.